GUUGCGCGAAAGGGAAUGCGUAUCACAAAGAGUUGGGACAGGGAGGGGAGAAACUCCUGCCCGGAAUGUAGAGAGCAGUUUACAGACCGCACCCUCAGGGUGAGUCGGGCCUUGGCGAGACUGCCUGAGAAAGCUCGAACACUGAGCCUGAAUCGGACAGAGAAGGAAAGUAAACUUCAGUGCGAGGAACAUAAGGAAGAACUGAAGCUGUUUUGUGAAACGGACAAGAAGCUGAUCUGCCUGGUUUGUGCAGCCGGGCGAGAACACAAGUCUCACAACUUCAUGCCGGUUAAAGAAGCUGUUCAAAUAUACAAGUAUCAGGUGAAAUCUUCCAUCCAGUCGCUCACAAAAAAGAAAUCAGGGAUCCAGCGAAUGGAGCAGCAACAGAAACAGAAGAUUUCUGGAGUUCUGGUGAGGCUUUCCAGUUUCGAUUUCCUGAUCUUGUGUAGAUUUGAUCCCUGUGAUGCGUGUAAUAAUAGGGCAGCGCAGUAACACAAGUAGUGCUGCUGUCUCCUAGUUCUGGUGAGCAUUUCGACAAACUAUUGAAUUGCUAAUGCAAGUAAAAAAUGUACCGGGCAAAUGUCACGGUCAAAGUCGUGAGGAAACAUAAUCAGUGACAUUAUAUGUUGAUCUUCACCUUUCAUUUUACAGUCACACAACCUUACA
Messenger RNA from Leucoraja erinaceus (little skate), 666 nucleotides. Its product is annotated as nuclear factor 7, brain-like. Bases 16 to 492 code for a protein of 158 amino acids. Gene Ontology annotation, molecular function: zinc ion binding. NCBI's taxonomy places the organism in Eukaryota, Metazoa, Chordata, Chondrichthyes, Rajiformes, Rajidae. The record is from RefSeq and is a predicted model, not a curated record. The transcript has 2 exons.